Rhizophagus irregularis DAOM 181602=DAOM 197198 is the source of this 447-nucleotide messenger RNA. NCBI's taxonomy places the organism in Eukaryota, Fungi, Glomeromycota, Glomeromycetes, Glomerales, Glomeraceae. The record is from RefSeq and is a predicted model, not a curated record.
AUGUCAAUACGACGCGUACAAUUUCUUAAUUUCUGGCAAGAUAUAUUUAUGGAUAAUAAGAUUGUUGAUAUCAACAUAUUUGCAGAACCUAAGCCGGAUGGAUAUGUGAUGACCGUUAGUGGUCUUGAUUUACAAUUGGAUAAUUUUUAUAAUAUUAGAAGUUGUGUAUUUCCAUUUUCAUUUUACUUUAUGAAGCAAAUUGAUAACUUUAAAACUCUAUACGAAGAAGAAAUAUCAUUACUUAGAAAAAAUAGAGAAAAUAUAGGUCCUUCUACUAGAAAAUUAUUGGAGCACAUUAACGAAGAUUACAUUAAAGAGUUUAUUAAUAAAGAUUUUGUCAAUAUAGUUUGCAAUAGUAAAUCUUCAUCUAAUAAUUCUUCCUCUAAUGAAAUUCCCUCUUCUUCUGUAUGCUAUCAUACUGCUUAUUCAGCUCACUAUUUCCAGUGA